Messenger RNA from Aspergillus glaucus CBS 516.65, 655 nucleotides. RefSeq lists its product as uncharacterized. Gene Ontology annotation, molecular function: transcription cis-regulatory region binding; DNA-binding transcription factor activity. The record is from RefSeq and is a predicted model, not a curated record. Gene Ontology annotation, biological process: positive regulation of transcription by RNA polymerase II. The coding region runs from base 75 to 536 and encodes 153 amino acids. Lineage: Eukaryota; Fungi; Ascomycota; Eurotiomycetes; Eurotiales; Aspergillaceae. Gene Ontology annotation, cellular component: nucleus. The transcript has 4 exons.
AAUCCCUUCUCGCAGAUCGAUCUUUUUGACCCCACAAAUUGAUUUGACGUUCCUAGAUACACAAUGCUGGGCUUAUGAAUGCUAUACUUGCUCUUGCAUCCCAGCAUCUUGCAUUGAAUACUUGGCUAGAUGAAAACAAUAUUCCAAAUAAGGAGGAAGAAGCUCUUCAAUAUUAUCAUCAGACUCUUUACUAUGUGCAAAGAGCCAUGCAAUACCCUAGCUACCAGACAAGUCUGGAGCUCCUCACAAUGACACUGAUUAUUUCUGCCUAUGAAAUGCUUGACAAUUCCACCAACGACUGGGAAUGGCACCUUGAAGGAGUAUUCCUAAUUCAGAGGUCCCAGACCAUCCAUGGAGAAUCCAGUGGACUGCAUUCAGCUGUGUGGUGGAAACCACUUUCUGCACUAUCACCACAUGAACUCGCUACGCGCGCAAUCUACAUUACCACAAAGGUACUUAGCUACUGUGCUGAAGCCAUGACUGAAGAAAACAUCCAGCCUCAGAUUCAUGAGGUAGCUAUCGACGAGAAUAAUUGACAUGAGGAAGGAAGAAAGGAGGUAACGCUGUAGUUAUCAAUAAAGCAAACAACUGCAACUCACGUGACAGCCAGCCAAUGUGACCAGGCCGUCACACAAGUUGUCUUCACACCAUGCUG